Messenger RNA from Paramecium pentaurelia, 2105 nucleotides. The record is from the annotation of a GenBank genome assembly. NCBI's taxonomy places the organism in Eukaryota, Ciliophora, Oligohymenophorea, Peniculida, Parameciidae.
AUGAUAGAAUUUACUGCAGCUGGAGAGAUGAAAUAUAUUCAUGAUGGUGAAGUUCUUAGAGUGUAUUAUAUAAUUAUUUACAUUUUUAAGAGAAAAUAGAAUAGAUAAGUAGAAAAGUCCAGAAAUUUUGACUUAGUUAGAAUAAAUUAGAAAUCUUAAAUGGGUUGGAUAGAAUAACAAUUAAAAUUUGCCAAUUGGAAAAUGGAACAUGAUUUGGAGAGGGGAAAAAUAGAUUUAUGGAGGAUUAUAUAAUGAUAAUGGUGAGAAAGAAGGAUAUUGGGUAGAACCUUAUGAUAAAUAUUGGAAGUAAUAAAAUUAAUAUGGUUUAAAUCAGUUUAUGCUAAAUUUACGUUAUUGGGAUAUACAAUCAAGGUUUCAGAUAAGGAUAGUGGAUCUAUCAAUAAGCUGAGAAAAUUAUGUAAAUAUAAAGUAAUUUUUAAGAGGAGGAGGAUUGUAUAACAAAGAAGGAUAGAAGGAAGGAUUAUGGAUUGAAUUACAUUAAAAUUAUGAUAGGUUGUUAAUAGUUAUUAUUCAGAAAUUGUUAAGUUAUAUUUUAAGGAGUAUAUUAGAAUAAUCACAAAAUUGGAAUUUGGAUUUAUUAAUUUUAUGAUGCUAAUAAAAAUAAUUCUAUUAAAAUGUAUAUAUAACUUAAUAGAUUUUAAUAGAAUUGGUGGUAAAUAUAUUGAAGAUGGAAUAAAACAUGGAAAAUGGAUUGAUUUAAUAGAAGAUUUUGAUGAGUUUAAUUAUUCUCAUAAUUAGUGAUUAAUAAUUUUUAUAUGUUGGUGACUAUUAUUAUGGAAAAAAACAAGGAAUUUGGAAUGCAAUGUAGAUAAAUUUUAGAUAGUAAUAUUAAAUAAUGUUUUAAAUAUGUUUAUUUCUAGAGGUUGUGGAGUUUAUGAUGAAAAUGAAUAAGAAAAUGGAUUUUGGGUAUAAUUAAAAAGAAAUCAAAUGAAGUAUCAAUCGUUUAAUCAUUUUUUAGUUAUUACCAUCAUGUUAAGAGUCUUGGGCAAUAUGUCCAUGGAAUUAAGGUAGGCACUUGGAAUAUAUCAUUUGGAAACUAAUUUGUGUAUAAAUUAAAAUUAAGUUAAGUGGCAAAGGUGCUUAUAAUGAAGAGGGAAAAAAGUAUGGGAAAUGGAUUCAAUUAUCCAAUUAUUCUUAAUUUGAUAAAAUGAAUUUGAAUGACAAUCCUAUAUUAGGUAAAUUAGUUACUUUUGUUGGAGAAUAUACUAAUGGUAAAAAGUCAGGAUACUGGUAAAUCAAAUAAGGAAAUAUAAUAAUGUAAAUUUUUAAAAUAAAUUUAUAAGUGGAGGUGGUUUAUACGAUGAUAUGGGUUAUAAAAAUGGAAAAUGGAAUGAAUUAAGCAACUUUAAAUUGUAUUAUAAUAAAUAUUCAAAUAAGACCAUUUUUUGUAAUUUAAAUAGGAGAAUAUAACAAAGGAUUUAAAUAAGGUAGAUGGGAAAUCUUAUUAAACAAACACAAAGGUUUAGAAAAAAUGUACAUAAUUAACUUUAAUAUUUAGUGGUGGGGGUAUAUAUGAUACUUAAGGGAUGAAACAUGGAAAAUGGAUUUCUUUACAUGAUAAUUUUAAUCAGUAUAAUAAAUCAGUAUUUUAGUAAUUGUAAAGUCCUAGAUGUUGGAUAAUAUGAUCAUGGAAUUAAAUAAGGGAGAUGGGAUAUAAAGACUAUUAAAUACUAUGAGCAUGAUGUUCUCACAUAUAACUUUUGGCCUAAAGAUACAUUUUACAAAAUGUCAUAUUUUAUUUAAUUGUAUAUUAGAGCUGGCGGUAAUUACUAAAAUGGAGAAAAAAAUGGAAAAUGGAUUGACUUAGAUGAAAAUUAUAAUUAUCAUAAUCAAAUAUUAUAUGAAGGAGAAUUUUACAAUGAUUUAAAAUAAGGAAAAUGGGAAAUGAUGAAGCAUCAUAAUUCAUUUAUAAAGAGAAUGUAAUUUAAUUUAACAUAAUUAGAGGUGGUGGUUAAUACAAUUAAGAUGGAUUAAAACAUCUGAAUUGGAUUGAAUUGGAUAAAAAUAGAUAAAAGAAACUAAUACUUGUUGAAUACUAAAAUGGAAUUAAAAUAAGCAUUGAAAACAUGUAAACAGUCAUUUGA